AUGUUGUUCAUGACUGCAUCACCAGUCCUUAAUUCAGCUUUUGACAUCACCACCCUAACUUUCAUUUCCUCUCUUAUCGUUCUCUCUGUUUUAUCUCUCUGUUUCAUUUUUCACCUCCGUUUCAAAUCAAAAUCAUUACCCUAUUUACAAAACUUCAAUUCCCUCUGGACCGUUCGGUUUCUUCUCGUUCUUUUCAUUUUUCUCUGGUCCGUUGUAGAGCUUCUCCGGUUACCGUUCUUCCGUAGAAGAUAUUUAUAUCAAUAUAUAUCCUUAGCCGCUUAUCAACAAGCCAACCUCUGUAAGCUCAGCGUUGUUCUUUCUCUUGGAUUCUUCGAACCGGCUUUUCUUGUAACGCUACUUUUUCUCCUUAACGCUUCCAUUAAGAAAAAAACACCAAACGACGCUUGGGCUAUUACCUUCGUGUUCUUCACGUGUGUUCCUCUUGUUGUUCUUCACGGUUUGCUUGUUUUCUAUAAUCCGUUGGGGAAUCAGGUUCCGUUCUUCUUGAGACAAACUGCGGUGAUUCUUGAAAACGACGUCGUUCUCUGCACUUACCCGUUCUUAAACAGCGUCGUUUUUGCGGCGUUUGGUGCUGCGUAUUGUGCUUGGUUUUUGUUCUCGUGUUGGAGGGUGUUGUCGUUGGUGAUUAACAAAGGGCUUCGGAUCCGGAUCUACGGGUUGGGUUCCGUUGUGUUGGUGGCUUUGCCUCUUCAGGUUGUGGCUCUCGCUUUCACGUUUCUUUGGAAUCCGGAGGAUGAUAUUUACGGUGUCGUUUCGCUCGUUGUGUUUCUCGGUGCUUUCUGUUGUGCCGUUACUGGAGAGGGUAUUUUGGUAAUUAAGCCUAUUUCGGAUGCAUUGGAGGCUGGUGGACACUGUUUCAGGUGGACCUCACGUCCUCAAGAGACGCCUCCGCCGCCGGAAAGAAAGAUGGAGGAGCAGGAACGAGACUCCGUCGUGGAUUUAGAGGGUGUUUUGUUGCAAGGGUAG
Messenger RNA from Lathyrus sativus (Indian pea), 987 nucleotides. The record is from the annotation of a GenBank genome assembly. Lineage: Eukaryota; Viridiplantae; Streptophyta; Magnoliopsida; Fabales; Fabaceae.